Molecule: messenger RNA, 2754 nt
Organism: Cornus florida
Lineage: Eukaryota; Viridiplantae; Streptophyta; Magnoliopsida; Cornales; Cornaceae
Product: putative cyclic nucleotide-gated ion channel 9
Exons: 8
Coding region: 301-2502 (733 amino acids)
Biological process (GO): transmembrane transport; potassium ion transport
Cellular component (GO): membrane
Molecular function (GO): voltage-gated potassium channel activity
Source: RefSeq, a predicted model, not a curated record
CCCCCUAUCUUUCUCAAACCCUAGCCCUUCCAUUAAUCUUAACCUUUGGGUGGACGACUAUUUGGUGGCAACACAAACCCUAGCUAUUCCAUUAAUCUUUUGUUCUUUCAGUUGAUAAUUGUUGGAAAAUUUAAAUCCAAUUGAAGAAUUUCACUUUUGUGAUGCAGGGGAUUCCAUUAAAAUGAUAUUCAUUGUUUCCAAAUACUGGUUGAAGUGUUUAUCUGGGUUGCACUUUGCAUUCUCUGGUAAACGCUAACAUUUGGAUAAUCUCAAGGUGAUCCAUGUAAUUAGUCAUACAAAAUGUUUGAUCGUGGUCACAAGACACAGUUUAUUGGCGGCCAUCGAGAGAAAUUUGUAAGGUUGGAUGACUUGAACUCUAUAUCAUCAUUUAAGUCUGAUACAGAAGGAAUGAAAAGGUGUGGAUUUAGCAUAGAGGGAUUGACCUCUGCAGGUCGUUCAAACAAUAACACGUCAAAGUCUUUUAGCAUAGGAAUGAAAAGAGGAUCUGAAGGAAUUAAGACACUUGGUCGAUCUUUAAAAACUGGAGUCACUCGGGCAGUAUUCCCCGAAGAUCUUAAAGUGGCUGACAGAAAGAUAUUUGAUCCUCAAGACAAGUCUCUCGUAUUGCUGAAUAAGCUUUUGGUCAUAUCAUGUACUCUUGGAGUGUCUGUGGAUCCUUUAUUUUUUUAUCUUCCAGUUUUCGACGAUGAUUCAUCUUGCCUUGGUUUACAUAGAAGUUUAGCACACAUAGCUACCACUUUACGGACAAUAAUUGAUGCUUUCUACAUUAUACGCGUGGUUCUCCAGUUCCGUACAGCUUAUAUUGCACCAUCAUCUCGGGUUUUUGGACGAGGUGAACUUGUGAUAGAUCCUACACAAAUAGCUAAGCGAUAUUUAAGUCGUUAUUUCAUCAUUGAUAUUCUUUCUGUGCUACCUUUACCACAGUUUGUGGUGUGGAGAUUUCUUCAUCAAUCAAGUAAUUCAGAUGUAUCAACUACAAAACAGCAACUACUAGUCAUUGUCUUUCUUCAGUAUAUUCCUAGGUUUCUGAGGUUCUUGCCAUUAUCUUCAGAGCUGAAAAAGACUGCUGGUGUCUUUGCUGAAACUGCUUGGGCUGGUGCUGCAUAUUAUUUGCUGUUGUUCGUGCUUGCUAGCCAUAUAACCGGGGCUUUCUGGUACCUAUUUGCUGUACAACGUACUGAUACAUGCUGGGAGGAAGCUUGUAACAAAAAUGAGAAAUGCAAGAUCGAUUACUUGUAUUGUGCAAAUCAGGAUGUAGCAGGUUAUAAAGAUUGGGAAAGCAUUAGCCAGGGAGUUCUUCACUCAAAUUGCUCUGCGGAGGAUGAAAAAAAUCCACCAUUUAAUUAUGGAAUCUAUAAACAAGCGAUAGCAUCUGGAAUUGUUGCAUCUGAGAAUUUCAUCUCUAAAUACUUUUUCUGUUUGUGGUGGGGCCUGCAGAAUUUGAGUACACUUGGUCAGGGGCUAAUAAUUAGUACUUAUCCCGGAGAGGCUCUCUUUUCCAUAGCAAUAGGCAUUUUCGGACUCCUCUUAUUCGCUCUACUGAUUGGUAACAUGCAGACUUAUCUUCAGUCUCUUACGGUUCGUCUAGAGGAGAUGAGGGUAAAAAGGCGUGAUUCUGAGCAGUGGAUGCAUCAUAGAGUGCUUCCACAGGAGCUUAGAGAAAGAGUUCGGCGCUAUGAUCAAUACAAGUGGCAGGAAACAAGAGGAGUUGAUGAAGAGGACUUGGUCCAAAAUCUUCCAAAAGACCUCAGAAGGGAUAUCAAGCGGCAUCUCUGUUUAAAUUUGGUGAGAAGGGUCCCUUUAUUUGCAAAUAUGGAUGAACGGUUACUUGAUGCCAUCUGUGAGCGAUUGAAACCAAGUUUAUACACAGAGAACACUUACAUUCUCCGGGAGGGAGACCCGGUUGAUGAAAUGCUCUUCAUUAUUCGUGGACGCCUGGAGAGUGUAACUACAGAUGGUGGAAGGAGUGGAUUUUACAACCGAGGUUUUUUGAAAGAAGGGGAUUUCUGUGGGGAGGAGCUUCUAACAUGGGCUCUGGAUCCUAAAUCUGGUUCUAGCCUACCUCCAUCAACUCGGACAGUAAAAUCUUUGACAGAGGUGGAGGCUUUUGCCUUAAUAGCAGACGAGGUGAAGUUCAUUACCAGUCAGUUUAGGCGUCUUCACAGUAGACAGGUUCAGCAUACUUUUCGCUUUUACUCACAGCAGUGGAGGACUUGGGCUGCCUGUUUUAUCCAAGCUGCUUGGCGACGGUAUUCCCAGAGGAAAUUUGCAGAAGUUAAUCACGAUGGAGUCCAUGAGGAAGCAGGAGAGAAUGAAUCAAAUGAAAAAAAUGCACCCAGCUUUGGUGCAACCAUAUUAGCGUCGCGUUUUGCAGCAAAUGCUCUUCGUGGGGUUCAAAAGCUUCGUGAGUCAACAAGUCCCACGGGCUUAGUAAAAAUGCCGAAGCCUUCAGAACCCAACUUUUCUGCUGACAGAGAUUAAUCAGUGCUUGUAUAGCAGAUGAUGACAUUAACCGAAAUGUUGUUUUGCUUCACCGAUCCAGCUAUUGAAAAUGUAUCAUACUCGUCAUUCCCAAUUGUAAUGUGUUUAGUUGGAAUGUUUCAUUGCUAAUUUUGUCAUUGAGAAGUGCUGAGGUGAAGGCAGAAUACAUCGGAUCCCAAAAUGAUGAAUGUCGUUGCUGAUUGUAACUUAUUCGACAACUGCUCAUUAAUUGGUUAUUGUAACUUCUAUGUA